Messenger RNA from Trichoplusia ni (cabbage looper), 7210 nucleotides. RefSeq names its product phosphoacetylglucosamine mutase (gene nst). Lineage: Eukaryota; Metazoa; Arthropoda; Insecta; Lepidoptera; Noctuidae. The record is from RefSeq and is a predicted model, not a curated record. Gene Ontology annotation, biological process: carbohydrate metabolic process; UDP-N-acetylglucosamine biosynthetic process. The transcript is spliced from 12 exons. The coding region runs from base 150 to 1796 and encodes 548 amino acids. Gene Ontology annotation, molecular function: phosphoacetylglucosamine mutase activity.
AAAAGUCGAUUGACGUUUGACUUUGACGUCAAAAUUCAUUCGAAGUUGAAACUGGUAUUGGAGCGGGAAUGUGGAAAUCUCGUUUGUUGAUUCCAAGUGAUUGUACCUGAGUGAUACCGCGGCCUUAUAAAUAAAUUUCGCCGAUCACAAUGCCGCCAAGUAGCUUACGAGUAGUGUACGCGUUCGCAAGAGAAAUGCACCCAAAAACGAGUGAUGUUUUUAUUCAAUACGGGACAGCCGGAUUCCGCACAAAAGCCAAUCUAUUGGAACAUGUCGUAUACCGCAUGGGACUCCUGGCUGUCAUACGAUCCAGAGUCAAAAAUGGUCGCACAAUAGGCAUGAUGAUCACAGCCUCUCACAAUCUGGAGCCAGACAACGGCGUGAAGCUGGUCGACCCUGACGGCGAGAUGCUGGAGCAGAGCUGGGAGGAGAUCGCUACUAGGCUGGCUAAUGUCAGUGAUAAUGAUUUAGAAUCAACAACCGAACAAGUAAUCAAGGAGGUGAAUGCUGAUAUGUCUCUCAAAGCCAGUGUUUUCAUUGGCAUGGACACCAGAUACACGAGUCCUCGCCUGGCAGCGGCGGCGGCGAAUGGCGUGAUAGCAUUGAAGGGAACACCUAAAGAGUUCGGUAUCGUCACCACGCCCAUGUUACACUUCUGUGUCAAGUGCAGGAAUGAUAACACUUAUGGUACUCCCACUGAAGAAGGUUACUACGAGAAGAUAGUGGGUGCUUUCAAAAAUAUCCGUCAGAAGUUACCUGUGACCGGCGACUACAACACCACGCUGUACGUAGACGGCGCCAACGGCGUCGGCGGCAAGAAACUCAACAUCAUCAAGAAGAGCUUGGGCGGAGAACUUGACUUGAAGCUAUUUAACUUAGGAGGAAACGGAGGAAAGUUGAAUUUAAAUUGCGGCGCGGACUACGUGAAAGUCUCACAAAAGCCUCCCGUGGGAGUCGAACACGUGCCUUUCCAGCGCGUGGCCUCGCUCGACGGCGAUGCCGACAGGAUCAUAUACUACUACCUGGAUGACAAAGACAACACGUACCUGCUGGACGGGGACCGCAUCGCGACGCUGCUGGCGCGCCACAUCCGGCAGCUGCUGGCGGCGGGCGGCGCGCCCGCGCUGCGCCUGGGGCUCGUGCAGACCGCCUACGCCAACGGGGCGGCCACUACGUACAUCACUGACGAACUGAAAAUACCAGUGACAUGUGUAAAGACGGGCGUGAAGCACUUACACCACGCGGCGCUCGCGUACGACAUCGGCGUGUACUUCGAGGCCAACGGACACGGGACCGUCGUGUACAGCGACAACGCCAAGAAAACCAUCGCCAGGAUAGCGAGGGAGGGUGAACCCGAGCAGCGUGAAGCGGCCGACCUCCUGCUGAACUUCAUCGACAUGACCAACGAGACGGUGGGCGACGCCAUCUCCGACCUGUUCCUGGUCGAGACCGUCCUGUGCGCGCGCGGCCUGUCCGCCGAGGCCUGGCGGCUGGCCUACCGGGACCUGCCCUGCAGGCAACUCAAAGUCACCGUGCAGGACCGCAACGCUAUAUCAACAACAGACGCGGAACGCAAAUGCACGUCCCCCGAGGGCCUGCAGUCCCGUAUCGACGCGCUGGCGGCCGCACACCAGGACGGGAGGGCCUUCGUGAGGCCCUCCGGGACGGAGGACGUCGUCAGGGUGUAUGCUGAGGCUGAUACGCAGGCGAACGCAGACAAACUAGCGGCGGAAGUAGCACAAGCUGUGUUUGACUUAGCCGGCGGCGUCGGGGCCCGUCCAGAGCUACCCGCGUAGAUAUAACAUAUACACGAUACAACAACUGGAGUCUACGCUCAAUACAUAAAGACAAAACAGAAUCUAUUGUGUUAAACUUAAGGUACAUUCUUGUGAUACACGAUAGAUUGCACUUACAACCUUCAGGAAGAGAAUUAUCAUGAGAUCAAUUAUCAUGAGUCUAAGCUCAAUAUAGACGAAAAUGUAAUCUAUUGUAAUAACGUUGAGGUGCAUAUUUGUAUGUGAAUUAAACAGUUGAGUGUUGAUAUAAUUUUGUGACGUCACAGUCUAUUACUUGUUUACGGUAUUUAAAAUGCCAAACAAUUUGAUAGUUGAGAUCUGUUUGAUCAAUAGCGUUAUUAUAAUAUGUUUAAAAAGUAUUCAAAAGAAUUGAGGUUUGACGUGAACAUACAUAAGUAAUUUACUGUCCAGAACAUUGGCGGUUUUAGACAUUUUAAAAUAUUGAGAUUAUAUACUUUAUGACUCCAUGUAAGUGAAUAAAUCUAACAGAAUCUAUCACAAUUAAUAUUAUAUUGCCUUAAGAAUUAUGUUCAGCUGAUUCCAAAUUGGCCGGAAAAGCUCGUAUAUCUAAAGUGUUAAAUAAAUUAAUUUAAAUAUAUCUUAAAGCGACGGAAUUGUUGAUAAAUCAUUUUUUUAACAUUAUUUUAAUCGAAACUCAAUCGCAGAGCGACUUUAUAUUUUUCUUUAAUUAAUCGAAAAAUAAUAUACAAUUAAUUUUUAAUAAUUAACUGUAAUGCGUUUUAACAUUGUGCGUAAGACAUUAUGGCUUUUAUGACCAGUAAUUUUGUAUCUUUCGUCUAUACUAAUAAUUUAAGAGAUUUUAAAUAGCAGGUGUGAGGGUUCCUGUACGUCGGCUUCUACAACUGCAAUAAUUUAACUUUAUGACUUGUGUUGGCCCUUUGCUAGUGAAGAUAAUCCAUUAGCAUUUAAAAAAAAAACAAAAUGUUGCUCUUGGGUGUCAUGUUGUCUUUUUCAAAUUAUCUAUCGAGUGUGUGACAGUAGAUGAAGAGAUAUUUUAGAACAUCAUUUGGCUUAAGCAUAUGGCUAUAAGUCUCCUAUGUUUAAAGCAAUAUUCAUUAAUAAAACCUAAAUGUUUCAUUGAAAAUUUUACGCACUUUGUUAAAUCGCAAAUUAUAUGAUAGUUUUUCAGUUAUUUCUAUACAACGCACUACUAGUCUUGUUAGGUUUAGGUGCGGAUCAUUUUGGACCAAUCAAAUGCGUAAUUAUUUGAGGUCAAAUGUUGGCAACACUGCUGUUUUGUUACCAUAAAUAAACAGCAAUUUUUAUUUUGUGAUAAAGCUACCCAUUCAAUUAUAAGGCAUGCAUUCAAGACAACCAUAGAAAAUAUAUAAAUUUUUUUUAUUAAUAAUUUUGUUAAACAUUUGUCCCAUAAUAAUUACGUGGCUUACAUGACUUUAUUUAAUUGUUAGGCUCUCUUGCUCACAACAGUGUACCUAGGUGCUACUGAGAUAUGUUCAAAAAACUAUACUAAAAAAAACUGAAAUUGAUUCUGCUCAUAGUUUAUACGAAAAAUAUUUACUAUAACGCAUUUAAAAAGCUUGAAAAAUAUUUUUGAAAGUAGCUCUACUUUAUUUAAAUGCGUUUGCUGGAAUUAAAACAGAAAUAUAUGUAGUAAAGCAACUUUCGAACUAACUGCUCAUUAAAAAAUAAUCUUUAUUAUAUAAGACUUUGUCCAGUAAAAUAAAUGUAGUAGAUAUAAUCCACGCAUGCAUUUUCAUUGUACCCUAACACUGCCCGUAGCAUAGAUCACUUAGAACAAUCACUAUAUUGUAAGUAGAAUAUCUGGAAUUAAUUAUUAUUCAUGAUAUUUAUAUUUACACUUCUGGCCAAAAUUAGAGGCACCACUAUUUGGGUUGACGAUAUCUGGAUCUAACGUGUAAGCGAAUGUUAGAUAUCAAAGUUUUACGAUUUUAUUCUAGCUUCUUUCUUCUUGAUGAUUCUUUAUUUAAUCUAAAACAAAACAUAAAUAUUUAAUGCGAUUAAAGCCCUUCUAAAAUAACUGAAAUUUACUUCAAAUGUGCAAACGAAGGUAAAAAAAUAUAUAAUAAUAAUAAAUAAAUUGUGUGCUUCCCUAAUUUUGUCCUGAAGUGUUAUUUAUGUGUUUUUGACUGUCUUAUUUAGACUGGAUUUAAAUAUCUUAAUAUUUGAAGACAUUUAUUAACCUUGGUAAUAGUUAAAUAUAUUGUAUAAAAUAAUAUAUUUAAUAGUAAAAAUAUUACUGUAAAUAAGAAAUUACUAAAUACUUGUCUAUUCAAACUUGAAUUUUAGUCUAACUACGAACAAACCGCUUAUUUUUAUAUGUGGACCAAUUUAGUUUGACUUACUUGCAAAUUGAGCUUUUUAUCGCGUCACAAAUAUAAUAAGAAUAAUUUUGAAAUCUCCCAUAUUCUUUUAUUUUACUCAACAUUUUAAAAAGUACACCAUAAAGUAAAUAGUGGAUAGGAACAGAAAACUGAAAUCAUUUGUUUUAGAAAAAAAUGUUCUAAAAAUACUGUCCCAUAAUGAAUACGUAACUAUAUUGUUGUCUUACUUACUCAUGGCUUGAUAAGAAUAAGUGUGACCGAGAUAGUAAAUAUAAAUUCAAGAUGAUUAUGUACUUCUUUUUGUUUCCUUUUUUUACCAUUUAAUACACUGAAUGUGCUUCUUGCGGAAAUCGAAUAACAAUUCGCACUGCCGUUGCAAAACUAUACCACUCAUGUAUAGAGCAGAAAAAUAGCUAUAUAAUAGCAGUAAGACUUCAUAGUAAAAUAUGUUAAAAAUCAUGGAACAUAUAUUCGUAAAUGUAUGUGUAAAUGUCUAAAUAAGUCUAUAAAAAUGUCUUUAAAUGUAAUUCAUAGUUCUAAAAUGGGAAAGGAUAUAAUUUAAAGUCGUUGACGUUACUUCGUAAGCAUUGAUGUAUGGAAACCCUCGAUACAUAUAACGAGUAUUAGAAAUUCAACCUUACGUGCAUGUCCUAAAGUUGUUUUUACGAUGCUAGCAUAUUUGAAAAUACGUUUUUCAAAAUCAGGUUUAGACUGGAAUACUUUGCAUCCAGGGUUUAUACAUCAAUGUUGCUAUAUGAAUAAAAUAUGGAUGGAAUUGUGAUACGACUGAUCGGAAGAGUGUAAUGUAUAAAUAUUUUUGUGAAAUUCUAUCGUGUUCAGGCAUUUAGCGUUAAAGUAAAAUAGAUUUCUCAAUUCUUAUUGUGAUUAGAUUAAGCAUUUCGGCUUGUAUGUAAGGUACAACUAUACAAAAUGAUUCGCAGAAGGUUCAUGGUAAAAAAGAUUAUGGCAAAUAAUUAAUCUGAAUAAAAUAUCAUAAACUGACAAAUUGUUUUGUCGAAGCAUCAAUAAAUAGUUAAUAUGGUCAAUAUUAAAUUUAAUCUGUUCGUUUUCUGUGGCAUCAUAGCUCCCGAACGGAUAGAACGGUUUGAAUUUUGUUUCGUUUGUAUUAAAUAAUAAUUGUGGCCGAGUGUUCGUAGAUAUGUUCGAUAUAAUUCGGUCAAGCCAGUCAUAAGUUUUUGGGGGUAUUUUUUUUUACUUUAGGGUCUUUAAUUUUUAAGUUUCAUCUUGCUGAUGAUUUAUUAUUGGCUCCUAUAGUAAGAUAAAGCUCUAUAGCUGUAAUUCUUAGAUAUCUUGAUGUUUUGAUACCAACUUACACUACUUUACUUUUUAGACGAUUCUCGAUUCUUGAGUCACAAAAUCGGAACCUUCUGCAAAUAUUUUGUAUAACGACAGUGAAUUGAAAAUGCUCAAUAUAAUUUGAUAAACGUUACGUGCCGAGCUGUUUAUAUUUUGCGCACUAUUUUAAAUCGAAUAAAUAAUAUUCGGCAAUCAAUCACAAUAUUUUUAUACUGCUCAUUUUGAUUUCGUAUUGCUAUAGAUAUAAGUUGAUAAGCGAGUUAUCUAGCUGUGACUAAAGUAUCGCGAAUUCAGGUCGAAGGAAUAAGAAAUAAUGUUUUAAAUGCUCGUUUUUUAUCUACAUUUAGCGGUACCUAAUUAGCUACUGAAGACCUAUGUGACCUUAAAGAGCAUUAAAAUUUACACAAAUUUCUGCUGAUUGCUCUUAAAUAAAUAUUUUUAAGUGAGGUAGUACGUUAAUAAUAGAAUUCUCCUAGUUUUUUUAACUUUUUACUGAGAGUUCAACCUAAAGUUGCUCACACAGUAAAUUAUAAUAACAUAAAUUUGGAUAAAACUGACCCACAGAAUUAAAAUACAAGUUUCACAACUAGUAUUACAAAACAAGUACUGUCGAAGGUCAAAACACUUGUUUAUUUGCGAAAAUGUUUUCGUAAUAAACACGAAAAUACCAAGGAUAUCGUCCGAUAAAGUUACGAUAACAAAUGUUCGUGUCAUAAGAUUGACAGGUAUUGAUAACUCAAGCUUAAGAAACUAUGUGACUUGGGAAACGUAACGCUCUGAGGAAAAUGUUCAACGUAAUCAACAAAGAUAUACCUAGUGAUCCAUACGGUCGGUAUUACGUGUUUUUUUAAAACAAAGACAGUAAUUCUUACAACGUAUUAUUACGUGCUAAUUUUGUUGUAGGUUUGCUUUAGUAAACAUGCGUAAUACUCACUCCUUGUAUAAAAUAUCGUUACUCGUUUCUAUUAUAGAUGUUUAAAGAAUCAUCUCAUUUAAUCAACUCGGCCUAUGGCAGUCCACUGCUGGAAAUAGGCCCCCCUCAGUUGCUCCACAAAGCUACCUUUUUUAGGUCAUCGGUCCGAUAGUAGUGUAUAAUCUCGUGUAAAUACAGAUAAUUCUAGAAAUAAACAUUAUAUUCAACAAAUUCUUGGAAAACCACGUUAUAAAGAUCUAGGAUUUUUUGUCUAUGAGAUAAUCCAUUACUCAUUAAAUUACGAUUUUAACAAGCAAUUUUCAUCCUUAUUGCAUUUAUAGUUCAAAUCAGAUAUUGCAGUACAUUAAGUGCAAUGUACCCACACUCCUUCGUCAUGCCUACUUAAAUAAACAAUGUUUACCAUACCAUAUUCAUAGAUACAAUCAGCAGGCAUAGUUUAUAAAAGGUUUAACAGGAGUUUUUUAAUGUAAACUCCUUGCCAUGAUGAAUCAUAUUAUUUUAAGUCGUUUUGUUUCUACAAAUACCACUUCACUUAAAUUCCAUAGUGGCAAGGAAUGUCUUAUACAGUUGAGAUAAAUGUAAUCUACCUUAUUUGCUGACUGUAGUUCAAGUGUUUUCGUAUUAUUUUCCUCGGGACUUAAGAUUAAUGUUUCAUAAUAUUAAAAUGUGGUCAAGGAAAAAUGUUGGAAAAACCUUUGCCUUAUUUUAGCAUUUUAGCCUGCAUGUUGUGACUGCUCUGCAAAUAUUCUCAAAAUGAAUGUAAUGUGUGCAAUUGUUAAUGUGUGUACCAUUUAGUUUAUGCUGCUGUUAUAAUUCAAUAAAUCAAUUAAUUAAUACUA